AUAGCUAGGUGUCUAAAUUGAAGAGUAGGUGAGAAGAAAAAAGAGAGAGGCCGAAAUGGGAGAAUUUAGAUCGUGUUUUGUGAGCAUCAUCAUCAUGAUCUUGCUCCUCCUUUGUUUGAGUGCGAAAAGGGCUAGUGCAGCACCAAGUGAGGCACAAUGCAGGCUGGAAAGGAAGCUUGGGAUUAAUGCCUGCAAGCCUGUUGUGUAUGGAAAGCCUCCUUCAGCUGAUUGUUGUGAGCGUGUUAGAGUCACUGAUAUUGAGUGUGUUUGCCCUGUUAUCACUCCCAAGUUGGCUGCCCUUAUCGACCUCAAUCGAGCUAUUCGCCUUGUUGAAGGUUGCGGAAGGAGGGUCCCUCGUCACUUCAAGUGUGGAAGUAUCACCACACCCUGAGCCCACUGGAUAGUCUGGCAGCUUACACAAUACAAGUGCAAUCACAGUUUCUACUUGUGUGCUUUGUUUUGAUAAUAAAAUGAUAAGAGAUUGUAUCCUAACGUGGUGCCAAACAAUAGAUGCGAUACAAAAUAUGUAAUUUAUAUGGUGAUUUCCACAGUCUUUCCCUUACUUGAUCUAUAGUUAUCUACGCGGAAAGGCAUCUUAAGCUUUGUAUGAUUUUGGUAACUGAAUAAAGAAGUGUCACUAUUGUGUAGAAGUUGC
Molecule: messenger RNA, 655 nt
Organism: Coffea arabica (coffee)
Lineage: Eukaryota; Viridiplantae; Streptophyta; Magnoliopsida; Gentianales; Rubiaceae
Source: RefSeq, a predicted model, not a curated record